Messenger RNA from Orycteropus afer afer, 1890 nucleotides. It is a transcript of the gene SLC6A14, whose product is annotated as solute carrier family 6 member 14. The transcript is spliced from 13 exons. Gene Ontology annotation, molecular function: L-proline transmembrane transporter activity. Gene Ontology annotation, biological process: sodium ion transmembrane transport. NCBI's taxonomy places the organism in Eukaryota, Metazoa, Chordata, Mammalia, Tubulidentata, Orycteropodidae. Gene Ontology annotation, cellular component: membrane. The record is from RefSeq and is a predicted model, not a curated record. The coding region runs from base 1 to 1890 and encodes 629 amino acids.
AUGAACAGCUUGAAGUGGCCGAGCUUCCUCAAGUGCAGGGGGAAGGAGAAAGUGACGAUUUCAUCUCAGAAUUUCCAUGUUGAUGAAAAUGAUGAGAAUCAGGACCGUGGUAACUGGUCCAAAAAAUCGGAUUAUCUUCUAUCUAUGAUUGGAUAUGCAGUGGGAUUGGGAAAUGUGUGGAGAUUCCCAUAUCUGACCUACAACAAUGGUGGAGGUGCUUUCUUGAUACCUUAUACUAUUAUGCUAGCAUUGGCUGGUUUACCUUUGUUCUUCUUAGAGUGUUCGCUGGGACAGUUUGCCAGCUUAGGUCCAGUUUCAGUUUGGAGGAUUCUUCCGUUGUUUCAAGGUGUUGGAAUUACAAUGGUCUUGAUAUCCAUUUUUGUGACCAUUUAUUAUAAUGUCAUAAUUGCCUAUAGUCUUUACUACAUGUUUGCUUCUUUUCAAAACCGAUUACCAUGGGCAAAUUGUUCUUCUUGGUCAGAUGAAAACUGUAGCAGAUCACCUAUAGUAACUCGCUGUAAUGUGACCGUAAAACCGGGUGAGAUCAUCCAAAUGAAUAAAAGCUGGGUAGACACCAACAAUUUUACCUGCAUCAAUGGCAGUCAAGUUUAUGAGCCAGGGCAGCUUCCCAGCGAACAGUAUUGGAAUAAAGUGGCGCUACAACGGUCAAGUGGAAUGGAUGAGACUGGAGUAGUUGUGUGGUAUUUAGCACUUUGUCUUCUUCUGGCUUGGCUCAUAGUUGGAGCAGCACUAUUUAAAGGGAUCAAGUCUUCUGGCAAGGUGGUCUAUUUUACAGCUCUUUUUCCCUAUGUUGUUCUACUCAUCCUGUUAAUACGAGGGGCAACUCUGGAGGGUGCAUCAAAAGGCAUUUCAUACUACAUUGGAUCACAGUCAAAUUUUACAAAACUUAAAGAAGCUGAGGUUUGGAAAGAUGCUGCCACUCAAAUAUUUUACUCUCUUUCUGUGGCUUGGGGUGGCUUAGUUGCUCUAUCAUCUUACAAUAAGUUCAAUAACAACUGCUUCUCUGAUGCUAUUGUAAUUUGUUUGACAAACUGCCUCACCAGUGUGUUUGCUGGAUUUGCUAUUUUUUCUAUACUGGGACACAUGGCUCAUAUAUCUGGAAAGGAAGUCUCUCAAGUUGUAAAAGAAGGUUUUGAUUUGGCAUUCGUUGCCUAUCCAGAAGCUCUAGCCCAACUCCCAGGUGGACCUUUUUGGUCCGUAUUAUUUUUCUUCAUGCUUUUGACUUUGGGUCUUGACUCUCAGUUUGCUUCUAUUGAAACGAUUACAACGACAAUUCAAGAUUUAUUUCCAAAACUGAUGAAGAAAAUGAGGGUUCCCAUCACUUUGGGUUGCUGCUUGGUUUUGUUUCUCCUUGGUCUUGUCUGUGUGACUCAGUAUCUGAAAUCUCUAAAAGAAACACGUGUGUCAACAGAGGAAAUAGUUUAUGUUAAUAAAUUCAAAAGUUGGUAUUAUUUAGAAGCUGAUGUGUACAAUGUGUAUGUAGCACAAGCUAUCUCCCUACUGGAAAGACAUGACAUACAGAUACCUUUGUUUUUUCACAUUUUACUUUUACAGGGAAUUUUUUUCUGGUCCGUGGUGACAUUUCACAGACCUACUUAUGGUACCAUCAAAUACCCUGACUGGGGCAUUGCUAUAGGCUGGUGUAUGAUUAUUUUCUGCAUUAUUUGGAUUCCAAUUAUGGCUACCAUAAAAAUAAUUCAGGCUAAAGGAAACAUCUUUCAACGCAUUGCAAGUUGCUGCAGACCAGCGUCUAAUUGGGGUCCGUACCUGGAACAACAUCGUGGGGAGAGAUAUAAAGGGAUGGUAGAUCCUACGAAAGAAACUGACCAUGAAAUACCUACUGUUAGUGGCAGUAGAAAACCAGAAUGA